AUGCUUGCAACAAAAUUACCAGAUGCAAACUUGAAGGCGAAGCCCCACAUAGAGUCUAGAAUAAAGACUUUGAAAAAAGAAUGGGCUAUUAUAUAUGAUAUGGUGCAAGGGACACAUACUAGUGGAUUUGGGUGGGAUGAUCAAAGGAAUAUGGUUGUUGCUGAUGAUCCAGUAUGGGAAGCUUACAUACAUAGUCACAAGGAGGCUGCCCCUUUUAGAAGAAAGAGUUUUCCCUUCUUCAAUGAGCUAAGUAUAAUUUAUGCAAGAGAUCGUGCAACAGGGAAAGAUGCACAAACUGCAGUAGAUAUCCUUGAAGAAAUGCAGGACUGUAAUGAUACAAUCAAUGAGGAAAUUGAAUGUGAAAACCUAGCUGGAUAUAAUUUCGAGGAUGAGGAUUUCUCCAAUAUUCAACCUCAAACAUCAGCUCCCAGAAGUGACACAACUUCAACAAGGAAGAGGAAAAGGCUAAAUGAGAUGGGUGAUCCCAUCACAUCUGAAUCAAUUAUUGCUGCUGCAACGAUAUUGGGUGAAAACAUAAAAGAGGCUGGAAUUGAGUUUAACAGAAGUGUUGGGGCAGAGGUGAACAUCCAACAAAAAGCUCAAGAGUUGGAUGGGAUUUUAAGUCAAGUAGAGAGAUUGACAGCGAUGGAAAGGGUUUUAGCUUCAAUUAAACUUCCAGAAUCUCCAACUCUUAUGUUUGUGUUUUUAGUAUUGAUCCUGAUCGAAGACUUGAAUGGCUGA
Theobroma cacao (cacao) is the source of this 741-nucleotide messenger RNA. Lineage: Eukaryota; Viridiplantae; Streptophyta; Magnoliopsida; Malvales; Malvaceae. The record is from RefSeq and is a predicted model, not a curated record.